This is a messenger RNA of Phymastichus coffea, 2127 nucleotides long. RefSeq names its product ceramide synthase 6 (gene schlank). Gene Ontology annotation, molecular function: DNA binding; sphingosine N-acyltransferase activity. The transcript has 6 exons. The coding region runs from base 251 to 1372 and encodes 373 amino acids. Lineage: Eukaryota; Metazoa; Arthropoda; Insecta; Hymenoptera; Eulophidae. The record is from RefSeq and is a predicted model, not a curated record. Gene Ontology annotation, cellular component: membrane. Gene Ontology annotation, biological process: ceramide biosynthetic process.
GCGCGCAGACGUUGCGAUAGUCGACGUCGCAGUGGGUAUAGCAGUCUACGAAUAGUAGAGCACGCGACAGUCGUAGUGCUGCGGCUGUAGGUGCCAGCUGGGUGCCAGAGAAACAGAGAGAGGGAAAAAAGAGAUAGAUUGUGAACGCGUGUGUGUAUGUGUUUCGGUUACGGUAGGCGCGCGCCGCGAGCAGUUAAGAAGUGCUUUAGCCUGCGCAUAACAUCAUAUAGUCGAUUAAGUAGCUAGCAGAAUGGAGCUGGCUCGCAACUUCGCCAAGGCAUUUUGGUCGCCUUACGUCUGGCUCCCGCCCAACAUCACCUGGUCAGACAUUGAGCCCACGCCCGAAAACAAAUAUGCCAACUACCGGCACUUGCCCUACAGUCUACUUAUUGCCUUCGCCUUACUUUUACUCAGAUACACUCUCGAGAGGUUGGUAUUUGCACCAUUUGGAAGGAGUUUGGGAAUCAAGUUAUCAAGAGCAAAAAAAGCAGAUCCAAAUCCUGUCUUAGAAAAAGCCUAUAAUGGAAAGAAAUGGAAGCAAAAACAGAUAACUGCCCUGGCUAAGCAAACGGAUUGGACUGAAAGACAAGUAGAGAGAUGGUUGAGGUUGCGACGUGCUCAAGACAAGCCUUCAACAUUGACAAAGUUUUGUGAAAACAGCUGGAGAUGUUCAUAUUACAUUUAUUCCUUUAUAUUUGGUCUCUACGUUCUAUGGGACAAACAGUGGUUGUGGGAUAUUAAUCACUGCUACUAUAAUUAUCCUUUCCAUCCAGUAUCUGAUGAUGUAUGGUGGUAUUUCAUGGUGUCAAUGGGAUUUUACUGGUCACUGAGCAUAUCUCAGUUCUUUGACGUUAAGCACAAAGAUUUUUGGCAGAUGUUCAUACAUCACAUAGCAACUAUUGCUCUUAUGAUCUUUUCCUGGGUUGGUAACCUUGCUCGGAUGGGUUCUCUUGUCCUUCUAGUUCAUGAUUGUGCCGAUAUUUUUCUGGAGGCGGCAAAAAUGGCUAAAUAUGCAAAAUAUCAAAAAUUGUGCGACUUUAUUUUUGUAAUAUUUACUGUACUAUGGAUUGUUACGCGUAUGGGUGUGUAUCCAUUCUGGAUUAUCUACAGCACCUCAAUUGAAGCACCAAAGAUUGUGCCCAUGUUCCCUGCAUAUUACAUAUUCAAUGCACUAUUAAGUCUACUAUUAGUUCUACAUGCAUUUUGGACUUACCUUAUUCUGAAGAUAGCUUACAAUGCAUUGAAUGCAGGACAGAUGGAAGGUGAUAUACGUAGUGAUAGUAGCGAAGAAAUUUCGGAAGAGUUGAACGGAGCAGCUACAAAUAAUGUUAAUCGCAAUAGUAAGCCAGUAGCGCGACAAAAGCAAAACUAGCGUAAAUAGUUCAUUGUUGCCUCAGCGAACGAAAAAGUAUUACGUGGAUCAAGAGUCAAGAGUGGAAAGUUGUGUUGCCGCUGACGUAUGGUGACGAUGAAUGACAAGGACGAAAAAUGAAGAUUAAAGUUUUGUAAUUAAAGUAAUUAGAAAUUAUUUAGCUCGAAUGAAUUGUGGACCGUUUGGAGUGUUUGGAUUAAGAUUGAAUGUGUCACGCACCUUCAGUCGAUCCUCUAAUCUUAUUUUUUACAGUCGAUGAAGCGCUUUUUUAUGAAAGUAGCCAAAGAAGGUGUUGUGCAGUUGUCGCCUGUUUAUAAGAUUGUCAUUACUACGUAGUGAAUUAUUCGAUUGUUGCGAAAUAUGUAUGACGUUUUCACUGUAUCUUUAUAACAUACAUCUUAGUUCGUCGAGAUUUAUGUAUUUUUUUCUUUGAUCCUACGCACCUGCCAGUUUGUAAAGAAAAACGUUAUUCCACUGUUAUUUUGUAAACUUACGUAUUAAUAAAUAUUUUGUAUUUUACUCUUAUAAUUGCUUUCAUUCAUUCAAUAUCUUAAGCAUAUUAUCAUUGAGUGGAAUAAAGUUUUUUUCUAUAUUAUAAAAAAGAAAAAAAUAUGGCUCUGAAUUGAACCACAUGAAGUUAUUAUACAUCGCGCUUGUUGCAAGGGAUUCAUUUGAAUAUUAUAAAUUCAUUCCCAAAGAACAUCCAAAUGAACAUUCGCUAAUUUUUAGAAAUGACUCAAAUAAAUAAAUCUGUU